UCCCACUUAUCCAGGAGAGCUUGAUAGUAAAAAAAAAGAAUACACACUAAAUUAUCCAGGUAUUUCGUUUGUUUUCCCUAUACCUGAGGAACAUAUAUCCUUCUAUACUUCCUCUUCCGGUAUGACAGAUCUUCCAAUGGAACUUCCUGAUGGAACUUCUCCUUUAUUAUCUCGUUUAUAUACUUUUCACGGAUCCAGUUUUCUAAAUGCAAUUGCGCCGCCAUUACACAGGAAUAAAAAUUCAGAUGGUAUUGGGAGCGGUUUAUUAGAAUUUGAAGUUGAGAGCGUCGUGGCAGAAUUAAAACGUAGAAUUAUAGUCAAUUUUUUAAAUAAUUCAAAUAAUGCCACCACAGAAAUUGUUCUCAAUGUUACUACACCGCAGGAUCUUUUAGUUGAUAUAGGAUCACCGCUUAGAACAUUUUUCAAAGAAGAAGAUAAGAUGCGGAUACACUCAGAAGAUAGCAGUACCAAUUAUUCGGUUGAAAGUGGUGAUAACGGAGAUUCAAAUUCCUCACCAAAUGUCGAAGACCGCUCUCGAGGAGGAGACGCUAUUGAUUAUUUCUACAACUAUUUUCAUCUUGGUUUUGAUGUGCUCUUCGAUGGCUCUACACAUCGUUGUAAAAAAAUCGUAUUGCAUGGAAAUGUACCUGGUCAUUUUGAUUUCCAAAGGUAUAAACGAUGUCCUUAUAAGAUAUUAUUACCUAAAGUUUCAUCUAAUUCACAGAUUUCUAAUGAAGUUGCUAAACUAGAAGUUCUUGAAGAUGAUGAUAAUCAAUCGACAUCACAAUCUCCACAAAUUGUGGAUGAUUUUAUUACUUCAGAAAUGAAGAUGGAUCAAAUUCGAGACCUAUUAGGUCAUCCUUCUGGCCAUCCUCUAAUUUUUAACCGAGGAGCUGGUGGACAAAAUCCGUUUGGUCCUACCAAAUUAAGUGGAUACGAUGGGGUUGUAUUUGAAGAAAUGAAAAACGGUUGUGUUGCUACAAUUACAUUAUUUUGA
This is a messenger RNA of Funneliformis caledonium, 997 nucleotides long. The record is from the annotation of a GenBank genome assembly. Lineage: Eukaryota; Fungi; Glomeromycota; Glomeromycetes; Glomerales; Glomeraceae.